CUAAAACCACCGUCACAGCCUCACAGACGCACACACUCACCCAUCUCUCACCUUCUUCUUCUUCUUCUUCUUCUUCCACUAAACCACGGCUGAAUCGACGUCGCCGUGUCCGAAAUUCCCCGACUUCCGAUCCCGAUUUCACACCAGCCGAGACUAGCAACAAGAAGAAGAGAUGGCGAUGAGUCCGGCGGUGCUGAAGGCGGGGCUGGUCAUAGUGGGCCUCUGCAUAGCCGGCUACAUUCUCGGCCCACCUCUCUACUGGCACUUCAUGGAGGGCUUGGCCGCCGUCUCCCGCUCUUCUUCUUCUUAUUCUUAUUCUUAUUCCUGCCCUCCUUGCACCUGCGACUGCUCUUCUCAGCCGCUCCUCUCCAUCCCCAUUGGACUCAGCAACAUUUCGUUUGCAGACUGUGCAAAGCAUGAUCCAGAGGUGAAUGAGGAUACUGAAAAGAACUUUGUGGAUCUUUUGACUGAGGAAUUGAAGCUUCGGGAAGCUCAAGCUUUGGAGAAUCAGCAAAAAGCUGAUAUAACUCUACUGGAGGCUAAGAAGAUUGCAUCCCAGUAUCAAAAGGAAGCUGACAAGUGCAGUUCAGGGAUGGAAACAUGUGAAGAAGCAAGGGAGAAAGCUGAAGCAACAUUAGAGGCUCAGAGGAAAAUGACAGCAACGUGGGAGCUUAGGGCUCGUCAAAAGGGAUGGAAAGAAGGAAUGACCAAGUCUACUGCUCAGACUCAAGGAAAUGUCCAGACUGCGUAGAAACCACUCCGCUGAUUUAUUGAACAGAUCCUCUUCAACAUGGUACUUCCUCCGUUGCUUAGUGAUAAACUCUACUAGGCUUUUCUUCUUCACCUUAGAAGUGGGGCAUAAUAUGCAAGAAUCUGAUCGAUUAUAUUUACCAAACCAAGUUAUUUGUUACCAUUUACAGUUACAAGUAUAGAAAACUUAGUUGUUAUCAAAUUGUAGUAGAAUGUCGGCAAGAACCUUGAUCAUCAAUUUCUCAACCCAAUUGUGGUUGAAUGUUCCACUUGUAAGACUGAAAGAAGAAAUUCUUCACUAAAUGUCAGUAUGGAUGGCUGUCUA
Molecule: messenger RNA, 1075 nt
Organism: Rosa rugosa (rugosa rose)
Lineage: Eukaryota; Viridiplantae; Streptophyta; Magnoliopsida; Rosales; Rosaceae
Exons: 3
Coding region: 173-751 (192 amino acids)
Source: RefSeq, a predicted model, not a curated record